This is a messenger RNA of Microdochium trichocladiopsis, 1933 nucleotides long. RefSeq lists its product as uncharacterized. NCBI's taxonomy places the organism in Eukaryota, Fungi, Ascomycota, Sordariomycetes, Xylariales, Microdochiaceae. Bases 1 to 1647 code for a protein of 548 amino acids. The transcript has 6 exons. The record is from RefSeq and is a predicted model, not a curated record.
AUGGCGGAAACCACGGAGCGGGGAAGGCGGCUGAUCCCCCGGCUUGUAGAUGAGCUUGCACGAACCGAGCCGAGCCGCAUCGUGUAUUCGAUCCCGCUUUCAGGGGACAUUUCGCAAGGGUUCCGGGAAGUCUCGGCGCGCGGCUUUGCCGACGCCGUCAACAAAACUGCCUGGUGGCUUCACGAAACGGUCGACAGGAGCGAGUCAUUCGAAACUAUAACGUAUAUUGGGCCACAUGAUCUCCGGUAUUCUCUUCUCAUCCUCGCCACUAUCAAGGUGGGCUUCAAGCUCCUAUUGCUAUCGCCAAAUAACAGCAAAGAAGGUGCAGCAGCAUGUCUCGAUGCAACCCAGUGUCGACUCUGGGCCCAACCACAAGGAAGGCCACGAAACCCCCUGCUCACUGAGCUGUUGGUAACACACGAGUUGCAAAUCAUUGAUGUCCCACCAUGUGAAGAGCUCCUGGACGCCGCUGGGACGAGGCACUAUCCCUACACAAAAACAUUCGAAGAGGCUGCCAAAGAACCAUUUUGCGUGCUUCAUAGCUCAGGAUCUACGGGUGUUCCCAAGACAAUCCCCGUGACGCAUGGUCUGAUCGCCACCCAGGACGCAAUGAAGCUCUUGCAACCCGUUAAGGGUCACGAGAGCCUGACGCCAUGGGCGGCACUAUUCGAUAAGGGUGCAAGAAUUUACUCACCAAAUGCGAUCAUCCACGCUACGGCUAUCAUUGUUAACCUUCUGUCGACCUUCUUCUUCGAGACGCACUGUAUCAUGAGCCCUGUGGAUGUCGAGCCAACCAUGGAUCUCUUUGCAGGCAUCGCCGAUCAUGGUAAUGUUGACAUCUGGUUCGUGUCGCCGCAGUACAUCAACGACCUGGCCCAAGCUCCCAGGACUUUAGCCAAGGUGAAGCGUUCAAGAUUCAUCGCUACAGCUGGUGGCCCGAUGAGUCCGGAAUCUGGCGCAGCUGUAAAUGAGCAAAUUCGUGUUUUCAACAUGACCGGCACGUCUGAGGGAUUCAUGAGCAGUGUCUUGCUGGUAGAUCCAGCAGACUUCCUCUAUUUCGCUUGGCAUCCCAACUCCGUCUACGAUUUCCGAGAGGUUGAGCCGGGAAUCUAUGAGCAUUGGAUCGUGCGAGACCCUGCACAGGACCUGUACCAGGGGAUUUUCUACACCUUUCCCGAUGCGCAAGAGGUAAACUUGAAGGAUUUGUACGUCAAGCAUCCUGCCAAACCUGACCACUGGCUGUACUAUGGCCGCAAUGACGAUAUUGUGGCCCUCUCCGACGGUUUCAAGAUAACACCGUCGGAUAUUCAAGCAACAAUCGCAGAUCACCCUGCCGUAAAGGACUGCCUCAUGGUCGGGGUUGGACAGCCCGCUCCGGGCUUGCUUGUCGAGUUGAGCGGACCUAAACCACGAGACCCUGUUGCCUUGCAAGGGUUGAUUGACUCAAUUCAGGAAUUUGUCAAGAAGGCGGACAACAGCUCUCUGUACAAAGGUUAUUUGCACAAGGACUGCUUGAUCCUAGCGGAUCCGGCUCGGCCGUUCGUGCGCACGGACAAGUUGACCGUUAAGCGAAGGGAGACUCUGGCCCUGUACGAGCAGGAUAUUGACCGCUUCUAUCGCAACCGUCAGUCCGGGGUUGCAUCCUGAGUGUGCCAUGGUUUCCGGGGACAAGGUGCUUCCUACGUCGUACCGUGGCCAUCGCUAAACUCAAUUGGCCGCCUGAAUACUUCCGUUGGAUGCGCAGGGGUCAAAUACAAGGCCCAAGACCACCUGGGCACAUUUGUAAUCCAGCGCACGAGUCAAACGGUGUCUCUGAAUGGUUAGUGGUUCUUUAAGUUGACAUGUGCAUGAAGAAAUGCAGAGGAUAUCUUAUUGGAUGCAAUGCUUCCUUGUCACUCUCAUGACACAGCGCAGCCAAUCAGACAACUCGAAG